UUUGUUUACAAAGGUUGUGUUUGGUUUAAUUGAGACGGGGGGUUUAGUUUGACGAAGCAAUAAUAAAAUGCUGAAGGAUUUACAACAAUUGUACGAAAUGCACGCGGAAGAGCUGGAACAUGUGAAGAAGAGUAUUACGAAAUAUCUGUUGAAAAUAGAUGCAGUAUAUGAUAAAUUUAUUAAAAACAAGGAAGCGCUUGAACAACAGAAUGCAAUCGCUAUGAUGGCCUAUGACAAAUACUUCACAAUACUUUCGAACAUGCUAGAAGUCGCGCGUAAAUUUAAUUUUCAUUUAUUUGUAAAUGAUCUGGAUAAGAAGUCGACGCGUAUCUUGUUUGAAGCGUUGGAAUCAUGUGAGCGGGAAGCACAUAUCAAAUCUAAGAUGUGCAUGGAAGAGGAGCAACUCAGUUACGACUAUAAAAAUUUAUCUAUUCUACCUGCUGAAGAAAAUGAGGACAUAGACAAGGAGCUGUGCGCUGUAGAAUAUUUAAAAAAGGAUAUAUCAAUAUAUAAAGUAGGAAGUUUGAUAAAAGCCUCAAUUACCUAUAUUCUUGACUUGGAUGCUCUGUAUUUUUAUAUAUGUGAUGCGGAAUCUAAAGACUUUCAACAAAUCGCAAAUUUGAAGAGUAUGAUCCAUCUUAAGCAGUAUACUGGAUUUCCACAGGAAGAUGAAGUUUUCGGUCUUGUACUUGAUAAUACAAUUCUCCGUGCUAUACGCAUAAAAUCAAACGAAAAUAAAACACAAGUAUUACUAUUAGACUUUGGUGAAACAGCCACAAUAACAGAAGCAGACGUAACUUACCGUUUACCAACAGAAAUACAACGUAUACCUGCCCAAGCAAUGUUAUGCAAAUUGACGGGAAUCAAUGGUCGUAAGAAUAUACCGCAAAAACAGUUGCAAGUAUGUUUACAAGAAUUGGAAUAUAUGAGCACAAAUUUCAUCCUAAAAUCUAAAAUAGACAGAGAGGGUACAUUGAUAUUGGAACUCUAUGAAGAAACAUCAAUGAUAACACCGUUGACACCCUCGUCGGCAUCAAUAGAAGCUUCAAAUAACAGCAAAGAAAUUGUGGAAAAAACAAACAACACAAAUCCAUUUAAAAAUACUACGGAAUUCACCAUUGAUGACAGUGAUGAAGCUAUACCUCUGUCUGCAUUAUCCAACAAUCCAAUAUUUACCGAGAGCAAUGGCUUGACCGCUGAGGAGAUGGAUAUUUUGGCUGAAGAACCACUCAAUACAUCCAACGCAAUGAAAGCGGUUCUGGGUUACAGCCCAAAAGACGAAAAACGCCUUUGCCGUUUUUAUGAUCCGGAAACUGGUGCUUGUUUCAAGGGCGCCAAUUGUCGGCUAGAGCAUAGUCCAUCACAACCAGAGGGAUGGACUAAAGACAAUAUACCAACAAGAACUAUAAUUGAUGAUUAUUCACCAGUGACACGUUAUUCAGCCGGCCUUAUGAUAAAUAUUACUGUUACGCAUGUGGGGCAUAUUGAGUAUUUUCACGCGCAAAUAAAUGAUCCAGAAAAUAUUAUGGAACCGCUUAUAUGGAAUGAUGAUGAUAUACCGCAAAGUAUGCAUUUGACUAAGCCACCAAUGUUGUACGAUCUGGUUCGAGCUCAAUAUGAAGAUGGACUGUGGUAUCGCGCUAAAAUCAUGGCUUUUGAUGAAUCUGCUAAAGUCUUCAAAGUAUUUUAUGUCGAUUAUGGUAAUUAUCAAAAUGUCAUGAUCAAGCAAUUAGCAUAUUGUGAUCGGUCAACGGAGCAUUUCCCAUUUCAAGCAGUACUGUGUAGACUAGCAGACAUUAUGCAAAAUUCAGAAGCAUCUGUUGAUUUGCAUGAAAAUGGUAUUCGUACUCUAAAUGCCCUAAUUCUUAAUCAUACUUUCGAUGUCAAGGUUGUAAGUCAUGAUGAUGAUUUAAUAGUACGAUUCAUGGGAGCGCCAUACUCUUCUUUUCCAAAGAGACUUAUUGCAAUGGGUUGUGCUAAGCAAUUCCAUUCAAAUGUAUCCAGUGAUACAAAAAUUACUUCCGUCACCAAAUUCAAUUCAUCUAUUUAGUUAUAAAUGUAAAUACAAUACGCCUAAUUAAAAUAUUAGAGUACGAUAUUUAUAGGAAUCUAAAGAUGUAAUAAACAUGUUAGCU
Messenger RNA from Bactrocera latifrons, 2135 nucleotides. RefSeq lists its product as uncharacterized. NCBI's taxonomy places the organism in Eukaryota, Metazoa, Arthropoda, Insecta, Diptera, Tephritidae. The record is from RefSeq and is a predicted model, not a curated record. The coding region runs from base 68 to 2050 and encodes 660 amino acids. The transcript has a single exon. Gene Ontology annotation, molecular function: metal ion binding.